This is a messenger RNA of Alnus glutinosa, 1365 nucleotides long. Its product is annotated as F-box/kelch-repeat protein At1g23390-like. Gene Ontology annotation, biological process: proteasome-mediated ubiquitin-dependent protein catabolic process. The transcript has 3 exons. Gene Ontology annotation, cellular component: cytosol; nucleus. NCBI's taxonomy places the organism in Eukaryota, Viridiplantae, Streptophyta, Magnoliopsida, Fagales, Betulaceae. The coding region runs from base 1 to 1365 and encodes 454 amino acids. The record is from RefSeq and is a predicted model, not a curated record. Gene Ontology annotation, molecular function: protein binding.
AUGGGCUCCAUCAGUCCAUCCAACCGUGUGUGUUUCUCAGUUUGUGUCUCGAAUCAGCAGCAGACGAGGAAGAAAAGGCUGAAGUUGAAGAUGCUGUUGCCGAACUAUGAUGGGUUUGGAAAAACAGGAACAUUUGCCGGAAGGGAAGGGUUUUUCCCUUCUCGGUUUACGGCGUCGAAGUCAAAUGUGCUGCACAUAAGCCGGAUCCCAGAUUUUGUGCAUCCUUCUAGUUCAAACUGCUUUCAUUCAAAGUCGUCGAAGAAAAAGAAGAUCCAAUGCAUAUAUGGAGACAUACUAGAGGCCAUUCUGUCGCAGGUGCCUCUCGUAGACCUCGCACUCGCAUGCCACGUGUCCGAUACCUGGAAACAACCCGUGCUAUCCUCCCUUGAAGGCUUCAACAAAAUAAAACCGUGGCUCAUUGUCCACACGCAAAGCUCCCGGCACCCGUACGAGACGACGGCCCACGCGUACGACACACGCUCGCACGUGUGGGUGGAGAUCCAGCAGCCCUCGAUCGACCACGUCUCGGCCCUCCAAUCGUCGCACUCGACCCUCCUCUACAUGCUCUCGCCCUUCAGGUUCGCCUUCUCCGUCGAUCCACUCCACCUGACGUGGCACCGGGCAGACGCUCCGAUCGUGUGGCGGUCUGACCCAAUAGUCGCGGUGGUUGGCCACCUCGUCGUGGUAGCGGGCGGCAUGUGCGACUUCGGGAACGACCCGAUACCAUUGGAGACCUACGACCUGAGGACCCAAAGGUGGGACACGUGCAACUCGAUACCCGCGAUCCUUGAGGAUACCGCCGCUUCCACGUGCCUCUCGAUAGCCGUGGACAAGCACAGAAUGUACGUGAUGGAGAAGAGUUCCGGUGUGACGUACUCUUUCGAUCCUAGCUCCAAGACCUGGCGCGGACCUUACGAUCUGCGGCCCGGCAAGAAGGUUUUCUCCUCCGUGAUAGGAUUCGUCAAUGAACGCAUGGUUGUGGCGGGUCUUAUCAUAGACGCUGAGAAUGACAACGGCGUAAAAAUGUGGGAAGUGAAUAGUGAAAUGUCAGAGCUGAGGGAGAUGGGUGAGAUGCCAACGGAGCUUGUGGGAAAGCUGAAGGGUCAGAGCCCUCGUGUGCUGUCGAUUACUAUGACAUCGAUGGGUGAUUUGGCGUAUUUGCACAAUCCGUCGGACCCUGGGGAGUUGAUUGUGUGCGAGGUAUCCAACGGUGUGUGCACAUGGGGGAGUGUACGGAAUGUGGUCGUGAAAGAUGGGAGUGGGUUGCAGAGUUUAGUGUUCACGUGUUCGAAUGUCGGACUCGCAGAUUUGCAUGAGGCAUUGAGGUCUGGGAAUCUCCAGUUUCGCUAUUAUAACAAGGAGUAA